Molecule: messenger RNA, 1396 nt
Organism: Candoia aspera
Lineage: Eukaryota; Metazoa; Chordata; Lepidosauria; Squamata; Candoiidae
Gene: PLSCR1
Product: phospholipid scramblase 1
Exons: 8
Coding region: 80-997 (305 amino acids)
Biological process (GO): plasma membrane phospholipid scrambling
Cellular component (GO): plasma membrane
Molecular function (GO): phospholipid scramblase activity
Source: RefSeq, a predicted model, not a curated record
ACUGUGUGGGAAAUUUACUAUCAUCUAGUUUAAAAGCUUUUAAAAAUUAUUUAUUUUUCAGAACCAAGUGUAUAUAACCAUGCAAAAGACAUCAAUUAAUUCUGUACCGGUACCACCAGCUCCUGGAUUCCCUGGACCACAGGCACAGUAUGGAUAUCCUCAAUAUGCUCCUGGACCUGAUUAUUAUGCUCCUGCACAAGCUUUCCCAGGUGCUCCAGCACAGCCUCCCUAUGCAUUUCCCACAGCUUAUGGCGCUUCGGCAGGUUAUGGCCAACCUGCUCCCCAUGCUGUUUGGAUGCCAGAACCACCUCCACUUCCCAAUUGCCCUCCUGGAUUGGAAUAUUUAAGUCAGAUUGAUCAGAUAUUAAUCCAUCAGCAAAUUGAACUUCUGGAAAUUAUAACUGGCUUUGAGACUUGCAACAAAUAUGAAAUUAAAAAUGCUAUGGGGCAGAGGGUGUACUUUGCAGCUGAGGAAAACGACUGUUGUACUUUGAACUGCUGUGGACCAUCACGACCAUUUACAAUGAAAAUCAUGGACAAUAUGGGCCGGGAAGUCAUAAACCUCACGCGGCCUCUGCGAUGCUCUAGUUGCUGCUGUCCUUGCUGUUUGCAGGAGCUUGAAGUUCAUGCUCCCUUAGGCACAACAGUUGGGUAUGUUAAACAGAUCUGGGAUCCUUGUCUGCCAAAAUUUGUAAUCCAGAAUGCAGCCCAGGAGGAUGUACUCAAAAUUGUUGGGCCCUGUAUCGUCUGCAGCUGUUGUGAAGAUAUUGAUUUUGAGGUGUUGUCUUUAGAUGAGAACAGAGUUGGAAAGAUUUCCAAGCAGUGGACUGGAUUUGUGAGGGAGGCUUUCACAGAUGCUGACAACUUUGGAAUCCAGUUCCCAAUGGAUCUCGAUGUUAAAAUAAAAGCUGUUAUGCUUGGAGCUUGCUUCCUUAUAGACUUCAUGUUUUUUGAACAGUCGGGACAAAAUCGACAACAACGAUCUGGGGUCUGGUAACAGAGUAUAAUCUUCAUUAUGGGUACUUCCAGUGAAGUAGUUUCAGCAUUUUUAUUUUCAGUGGGUGUCUUUUGUAAGACCUUUUCAUUAAAAACUCUUUUUCUUUUUUGAUACUGUGCUGUGGCUUCUGCAUCAGUAGGGCCAGAACAUUCCACUUUAUGAAGGUUACUUUAGAAUUAAUACUUACGAAUAAUGACACACUGAAGUUUGUAUUGAUUAUAUAUAUUUAUAUUAGAGGUAAGGUGAGAUCUUUGCCAGGGCUUCCUCAACAUUCUUUCAAAUAGUGUUAAUGUUUCAAGCUGCUGUGAAGAAUGGAAAAACUUUUUACUGUAACUCUGAAGCAAUGAUCAGAUUUAUAUUUUGUACAUGGAGAAUACAUAAAGUAAAAUUUUAAAAUAA